Pieris macdunnoughi is the source of this 282-nucleotide messenger RNA. NCBI's taxonomy places the organism in Eukaryota, Metazoa, Arthropoda, Insecta, Lepidoptera, Pieridae. The record is from the annotation of a GenBank genome assembly.
AUGAAGGGAAACCUGUAUAUUUCAAGCAGAAAUCCAAGAGCAAUCCUUGUUUCAGAAGAAGUGGAGCGUCUGCUCCGCGAGUACACGCAAAAUCAGGAGCUGGUGAGAAAUAUAGGUGCGCAUUACUACCAGAUAAUCUACCCUGUGCAGCUCCGACACCACGAGAAAAUGGGGAUCUCCACGCGGGAAGUCAACACCCCUAAGACAAGCAAACGAGGUCUCGUUCGCGUAUCAAAGAAGCUAAUUUCUAUUGGUUGGCCAUUGGCCAUCAACAGGAUUUAA